Molecule: messenger RNA, 1072 nt
Organism: Cololabis saira (Pacific saury)
Lineage: Eukaryota; Metazoa; Chordata; Actinopteri; Beloniformes; Belonidae
Product: zf-DHHC domain-containing protein
Exons: 9
Coding region: 5-919 (304 amino acids)
Molecular function (GO): palmitoyltransferase activity
Source: RefSeq, a predicted model, not a curated record
GAAGAUGGCGUCUCUGCGCUGCAGGCGAGAUCUGUGCGGGGUGAUCUGCAUCAUCCUGACCUACUUCAGCGUGCUCUACGCCGACUACGUGGUGAUCAAGUAUGUGCUGCUCCCCGCCUACUCGGGCAGCGUGUGGUGUGCUCUUCACGGCUCGGCCUUCAACAUGAUCCUGCUGCUGCUGCUGGCCUGCCACUUCAAGGCCGUCUUCUCAGACCCUGGUAUGGUGCCUCUGCCCGACACGGCCAUCGACUUCUCAGACCUGCGCUCCCAGUCCACGCGGAUCAACGAGCGGGGCUGCGAGGGCUGGACGGUGUGCAGUCGCUGUGAGACGUACAGACCUCCCAGAGCGCACCACUGCCGCGUCUGCCAGAGGUGCAUACGCCGCAUGGACCACCACUGCCCCUGGAUCAACAAUUGUGUCGGGGAGCUGAACCAAAAGUAUUUCAUCCAGUUCCUCUUCUACACCGGCAUGGCCAGCCUGUACUCCAUGCUGCUGGUGGUUUGGGCCUGGCUGUGGAGGAUACGCACUGAGAGGGACGGCGACCCGGAGAAGGACGGAGACGAGACGCCCAGCAAACACCUGAUCGUCGCUCAUUACAUCAUCCUGCUGGUGGAGUCGGUGCUGUUCGGCGUGUUCGUUAUGGUGAUCUUCUACGAUCAGCUGGUCUCCAUCAUCACUGACGAGACGCCCAUCGAGCAGAUGAGGAACCGGGUGAUGAUCAAGGACAGAGGCUCCACAUCCCCGUCGUCCUCGUCGUCACAGCAACCGCACCUCCCGCACACCCGCAAGCCCAAGCUGGCGCUGCUGCGCGAGGUCUUCGGGAGAGGUUCGAUCUUCUGCUGGCUGCUGCCCCUCCAUCCCAGCCCUCCGUCCUUCGGAGGAAUCAUCUACUCCUCGCUGCCCGACUACGACGUCUGACCCUCCACCCGUGAGCCUGAAGGGAGACGAGGGAAACCUUCACUUCAGAGUGUGAAUGCGUGCCUAUCUAUAAUGUCUUACCUUUGACCCGGGAGAGGAAGAAACGGGUGGGAAUGGAUGAGCGGAUGGAUGAACGGAUGAAUGAACGGAUGA